AUGGAAGCCUUGGUCUGUGCAUUCUCUGAGCUGCGCAUAAGAGAAGAUGCAGUGAGCUGGGUCCAAGGACACCCCAGCCACCCCGACACACUGCCCAACAUCUAUGAGGGGGGGUUGGGGGCCCAGCAGCAGCAGUGCCCCAGUGUCCAGGGAAGCAAGCCCAAGAACUUCCGGCUGCGCCACCUCCAAGGCCUGGCUCUCUACUUACCGAGCCACAUGCAGCCUGCUGGCCAGUGUGAGAGCCACUGGCUGGGCCAGCUCAUGGCUGGGGGCUGCCUGCCACAGCCUGAGGGCACAGCCUGGCCCCUGGACCUGCUGCAGGGGACUCUGGGUCCAGGUAAUGGCCACUACUCAGCCCUUCUGGAAGCCCAACUGCCCAGGGACAGCCUGGGAAACACAGCUUCCAGUUCCAGCAUGGACCCAGUCAAGGGUGCCCCCUCCCAGCCUGGCCCCCCUGAGGGCCUGAGGUUCAGGUCCAAGAGGUCCUGGGGGCUCUGGGAGGAGGCCUUGUGUCCCUUGUGCAAGAGAACCCGCUCUGAGGCCCUGGAGAGGCCAUAGGGAUCCCGAGUGCCAGGGCUGGGGACAGGAGGAUGCAGGAUGGCGGAGGAGGAGGCAGGCCCCAGGAGGAUGGGGGGCUGAGCUCAGCCGCCACCAGGAGCGCUCCCUCAUUGAGAUGGCCCAGGCAACUGCCCAGCACGAGAACCUGGGCCAGUCUUGGAAAGUGUGAGGGGGCGGGAAGAGGUCCCGUGGGAGCGGCAGAAAUGGAAGCAUGACCAUACCCUUGUAGCCUACUCAAACUCAAGUCAGCCACUUGCACUUGAGAGG
Cynocephalus volans (Philippine flying lemur) is the source of this 825-nucleotide messenger RNA. RefSeq names its product chromosome 6 C16orf90 homolog (gene C6H16orf90). The transcript is spliced from 3 exons. Bases 1 to 558 code for a protein of 185 amino acids. NCBI's taxonomy places the organism in Eukaryota, Metazoa, Chordata, Mammalia, Dermoptera, Cynocephalidae. The record is from RefSeq and is a predicted model, not a curated record.